Messenger RNA from Ostrinia furnacalis (Asian corn borer), 1068 nucleotides. Its product is annotated as legumin B. The record is from RefSeq and is a predicted model, not a curated record. The transcript is spliced from 4 exons. Lineage: Eukaryota; Metazoa; Arthropoda; Insecta; Lepidoptera; Crambidae. Bases 21 to 1022 code for a protein of 333 amino acids.
CUGCCCCUGUCAACGUCAAGAUGUCACAACGCCUAAUGGACACCACGAAACUCGUGUGGUAUUUCCUGAUUUUAUACACUGGCCCGUAUUGGAGCCCGAGUCGAUGUGCAGCAAUAAAGGUUCCUCCUAAAACACCUUCUACCAUAGAAGCUCAAGCUAAAUUCUUCCAGGAUUUUUUCUCGGUACAGUUGAGUCCGUACAAGAUUGAGUUCGGUCACGUUUGCGAGGACCCCAACACGUGGGAGCAGCGGUAUGAGAAGAAAGACUAUAAAAACCACAGGGAUAUGGGAAAAGUACGCUGGGGUGACAAAAAGGGUGGGUACGGCGAACAUUACUGGGACUUGAACCAUGCUGGUCACGGCAAUGACCACGGCGACGAUGGCAAUGACCACUCCGAUGAUGGAUCCUACCACCACGAUGACCAUUCUGACCACGGUUACGACGGGUCCCAUGAAAACUCCCCAAGUUACGGCGACGAAUACGACCCAGAAAAGUCAAGCUACGAAGAAAGUGGAAGAGCUAAAAGAGCCCACCCAAAAAUAAAAGUAGAGAGACACUCUCACAGAGACAAUAAUGAAAACCCAAAACCUAAGAGCCGCAAGAACAAUGAACAAUUGCAAGAAGAACCAUCACAUAAAGUAGAAAAUGUAAAUUAUUCAGAUGAAGAUGAUCAGCCUGAAGAAGAGGUAUACAAGAAGCCCAAACGGUCUCAUCAUCGACACACUUAUGACGAAGAUGAGGAAAGACCACAACAAAAGGAAACGAAGAAUCAAGUAGUAUUGGUAGUGAAAGAAAAGGAUGGAAACAAUCAAGACAACACCCACCAGAAAUAUCAGGACUUCUCUCAAUUUGUACCCUACGAAGGAGGUGCAGGAGUGAGACAACAUCAUCACCCUGAAACUGUAGCAGCGGCGUCGGUUCCCAGACUAUUCUGGGAACCAACAACUGGACACGUAGUCGACAGAGCUACGGGGCAAGCUUAUGUAUUACAGCCGAUCGCGGCUCCUGCCAACUACAAUUAGAAAGUGACCAGGGAACUAGAUUAGUUGUUAGUUUUGUUAUAGUUAU